Gordionus sp. m RMFG-2023 is the source of this 2058-nucleotide messenger RNA. RefSeq lists its product as uncharacterized. The record is from RefSeq and is a predicted model, not a curated record. Gene Ontology annotation, cellular component: membrane; early endosome. The transcript has 14 exons. The coding region runs from base 19 to 1923 and encodes 634 amino acids. Lineage: Eukaryota; Metazoa; Nematomorpha; Gordioida; Chordodea; Parachordodidae.
ACACUCAUUCGUUAAAAAAUGAAUGAAACAUAUGCAAAGGAUCAAAAUAUGAGAUUAUUACAAAAUGAAAAUAGAGAGUUAAAGGUACAAAUUGAUAGUUUAGAGCAAAGUAUAAUAGAUUUUAAUAGGAUAAUUCAGGAAUUUCAGGAAAAAAUUGCAUUACAAGACAAGGAUAUAAAACAUCAUCAAUAUGAAUAUGAAGCACUUAAGUUUCAUAAUAAACAAUUAUGUAAAAGAGUAGAGUUAUUGCAAAAUGAUCUAAAUGGCCACACACCCUUUAAAAAUCAUAGAUCACACAGUAUGAAUCAUGAAACUAAAAAAGAGAAUGAUAAAUUUUCGAGUUUUAUCAAUAUUUCCAAAAAACAAUUAGAAAAUGAAGAUUUUUUAAAUUUACUUAAUAGAGAAUUACAAGAAAAAAUUCAAAUUAACCAAAAACUGAACAGUGAUAUACAAGUUAUAGAAGAAAUUUAUAUUGAUAAAAUUUGUAAAUUAGAUGAUGAAUUAACUAAGCUCAAAAGGGAAAAUAUUGAUUCAAAAACAACAGCAGGAAAAUCUGUAGCAAAUAAUAUGACCAAUCAUUUUCUAAAUCACAAAUCAAUUAUUGAUAACAAAUAUGUACUUACCUAUUUUUUCAAGCUGAUGCAAUCUAUAUCAUUAAAUUUAAUCUACAAUUUUAUUCAAAAUUAUAAACUUUUGCAAAUAUCAAAUGAUAUAAAUAACAAAUACUCUCCUACCAUCAUAGAUUUUACCUCAAAUUUAUUAUUGCCAAAAGAACUUGAAUUAAGUGUUAAAUCUCUGGAAAAGUUGACUCAGAUAAUUUUAUUCCCUGGUAAAAUUAAUGAGCUCCUCAUUGAAACAUUAUCACAGCAUAGUUUAAAUCCAAUUGAUAAACCUCAGCACAUUCAAAAUAAUUCCCAAAAUCUUCAAAAUCUCUCUUCUUCCUUUUCGGUUAUUUCUUCCCUUGUCAGUGAAGCAGAUACAAACAAAUUCGAUGAAAACAAUAAUCUUAAAUCUCUAAUAAACAACACUGUCAUUAGCCCCACCACCAAUAAUGAUAUACUGAUUAUGAAUAUAGCCCUAUUCUUUGUCAAGUUAUCAGAAGAUAUGUUGCUGUCAUCUAAGUUUGAUAAUAAACUAAUCAAAAAUGUUUCAAAUGGUCCUGAAAGAUGUUUCGACAUUUUGUUGAAUGCGCUCAACAUCUUUAUUCAGAAAUUUUUUGGGGAAUCGCCUAUAAACGACAAUUUUAUCACAAAUCCCAUCGAAACCUAUGCCAGUCAAAUUAAGUUCCUAGAAUUAAACCGGGACAUAGCUAAGUGGCUUUCUAAAGAAGACGUCAACUGCGAUCGGACCAAAGAGGAAUCUAAAUUUAACGCUAAACGUGCCACAUACGUUGCGUAUUUCCUAAUUUUCGCCCGAAAACUGCAUGAUUCCAUAGAUUAUUUAGCCACAAAAUCAAAAAGUUUGACUGGGCCAGAACCAAACGCGGAUUACUGGUUAUCACUGGGAACGGCUCUGACCAAGGAAUUUGAUUCGGUGAAGGAAGACAUUUUUAAUACUAUUUUCCGAGAGUUAUAUCGAAAGGAAGAAACGACACUCGCACAUUUCAAGGGUAAAAUAUUGGCGAGGGACAAAAGACUUAUGCAAUUUUAUGAUCAAGAAAGAAAAAUUAUCGAAGAAGAUUUGGCUUACCAUAAAAGCCGAUUCGUUUACGUGAUGGAUGAGAUGUCGGCCAUGGAUCACAGAAUGAUUUGUGUGUUGAAUCAAAAAGAUAUCGCGGAUAUAGAGCUUGCCAAAUCCCUUCAAGAAAUCGCCAAAUUAAACGAGGAUAUCAACACCAUAAAAAAGAAUUAUGAAGAUCAAUUAUCUGCCAUGUCGGACCACGUGUGCGCUUUGAACGACAAACUAGAAGCAUUUACUUCUUAAGAUUUCCUAUAAUUAUUUAUACAUUUUUAUUAUAGUAGUAUAAUCUCAAUUAUGAUCAUGAUCACUAUUACAUUAUACGAUAAGAAAUUAUUAUAUAUUUUUUAUUGCGUUUAUAUUUGCUCAUUGUUAUUUAUA